UUGCAUUUUGGAAAUCUGGACAAACGACUCAGCGAUGCGUCUCACGUUGGUUCUGCUUCUGGGCCUCCUCGGCUGCCUGCUCCUCUCCCAGCGGGUAGGCUGCGAGGGAACGGACACCUCCACCGAAUCGUCGACGGACAGCACCACGGUCGGGGCGACGGAGAGUGUGGCGAGUAGCACUGCUGGUCCCGCCACUGGCGCCUCCACUGGUUCGACGACUGCCAGCCCCUCCAGCGCAUCGGAGACCACAGAGGCGUCGGCGACCACAGAGGCGUCGGACUCGAGCUCGGCCACAACCUCCGCCUCCGCCUCCGCCAGCGCGGCUGCCAGGCGGCGCAGGAUCCAGGCACGUCGGCGACGAGCGCGCUUGGCCCGCCAGCGCCGCAGGAGGCAGGCCCAGAGGCGCCGCCAGCAGCAGCGAAGGAGGCAGCAGCGCCGCAACCGUCGGGGAUAGGCGAGGACAUUUUUCAGACCAAAGAACUUUCGGAAUUCACUGAGAUCCUAUCGGGACGUAGAACGCAAAUAAAGAACAUUUCAAAAAUGUA
Molecule: messenger RNA, 545 nt
Organism: Drosophila pseudoobscura
Lineage: Eukaryota; Metazoa; Arthropoda; Insecta; Diptera; Drosophilidae
Product: cell wall protein TIR3-like
Exons: 1
Coding region: 35-454 (139 amino acids)
Source: RefSeq, a predicted model, not a curated record